Lacerta agilis (Sand lizard) is the source of this 1983-nucleotide messenger RNA. RefSeq names its product IQ motif containing B1 (gene IQCB1). The transcript has 14 exons. The record is from RefSeq and is a predicted model, not a curated record. The coding region runs from base 91 to 1872 and encodes 593 amino acids. Gene Ontology annotation, biological process: cilium assembly. Gene Ontology annotation, molecular function: calmodulin binding. NCBI's taxonomy places the organism in Eukaryota, Metazoa, Chordata, Lepidosauria, Squamata, Lacertidae. Gene Ontology annotation, cellular component: cilium.
UUGGCGCUUCCCCGCGCCGAGGUUCGCGUUCCUAUUGGGCAGGAGCCCUCGUGACCUCACCCGUGAAACUGGCCGUUUGGCUUGGAUGAAAUGAAGCCAUUACCAGUGAAUUCCAGAAUAUUGUCCCUGGCUUCCCAGGCUACUGAAAGCCCUGAUCAGGAUGUCCCUGUGCUGCUGCUGAAGUUAAAAGAUAUUUUAAAUAGUGCACCACCUGGCAGCGAAGAAUUAAAAAAAAUUAAACAAGACUUGUACUACUACGAUCUGGUUCAAUACUGCACAUUAGUCCUUAAGCAAGAUUAUACAAGAGUGCUUGGAGGCUGGACUACUGCUGCCCAGAUAGCAGAGAUACUAAGCCAGUGUUGUGUGGGCCUCGAGGUAAAAGAAGAACCAGAGGAGUUUUACAAUAAGCUACUUCCUUCUGUUGCAGACAACCUCCUCUUCUUGGGAAGGCGCCUACAAGCACGAUUCAUCCGAGCGAUGAAGGAUGAAGAGAGGAAUGAAUUUUUACACUGUUUCAGAACAGUAACUGAUGCCAUCUGCUGGCUGUGUGGCGGAUUCAUUCAGCUAACAGCAAAUGUGCUUCAGAAUAGACACUUCCAGCAACUGCUGAUGACGGACGAUGUUGAAACUUCAACCAUAAUGAUGUCUGUGUUGCAGAAUAUUUUAAGAGUCAAUAGUGCUGUGUUACUUCAAGUUGCUGAAAAGUCCCUGCACUGCAUUUUAGAUGAGCUUGUUUACAAGCUUUCGUCUUCCAUCAAUCCUGUCAUAGGAAAUGCAGCUAUAAAGCUGUUACUCUUGAUUGCACAGUCUGAUGCCCAACUUGUGACAACAUUCGCUACCCGCUACAAAGGACUACAAAGCCUUCUAAGCAAGCAGUGGACUGGCAAAGGAUUUGACAGGAACCUGAAUCAGCUUUUGGACUUGCUGUGCUCAGAAAAUUACAAGGUUGUCAAAACACAGAGACUACAUCAAGCAGCUUGCUUAAUCCAAGCAGCAUGGAGAGGAUUUCAAUCGCGAAAAAGAUUAAAGCAGCUUCCAAAAGCAGUAACAAUCUUGCAGAGAAAUUUCAGAGCUAAAAGAAAACAGGAGUUGCAAGGUUUAAAAAAGCAGAAAGAAGAGGAGGACCUCCACCAACAAUUGCAGCUUCAAAGACAGAGAGCCAUGAGGCUGUUCCAUGAACGACAGCUUAUGCUAUUGGAAGUAGUUCAUGCAGGUCAGGUGGAUAAGCAUAUGCAUGAAAUGGAGGAGAAGUCAGCCAUAACUAUCCAAAGAUACUGGAGAGCAUAUAAGGAAAGGAGAAAUUUUCAUCAUCAAAAGAAGUCUCUUAAGCAGUAUAAAGCAGCUGUCCUCAUUCAGAGAGCGGUGCUGAAGUUCUUGGAAAAGCAAAGGAAAAGGAAAGCUUAUUCUCUCUUGAAACAGUCCAAGCACCUCUCUGAUGAACAGAGGCUAUCAUUGCAACAAAAAGUGAAUGACUACAUCAAACUGCACCCGGCUUCUGAAAUGUCACAGGAAAUGAGCAGGGAACUUCAUCAUCAAGCUCAGGAAAAGCUGGCCCAGUAUUUGCUGAAAAGAAGCCAGCAUCGCAAAGCAGAGCAGCAUAGAGAGGCAUUGCUAGCCCAAGUCCACACGGAUGUAGAUCAACUAAUGAGUGCUCCAAGUCUAACAGAAUCCACUACGAAAGAUCUGAAUGUCUUUAUGAGUAGAUCAGUUCCUGUGGUAGCCAAAGCCAAACAAUCCCACAGCACCAUGUUGAAAUACACACGGUGGCCAUGGUGGAAGAAGCUGGAAGAAGACUUCUUAGAGGAAGAUGCUGUUUCAGAAGAUCUGAGUGCUGAAGUGGGAACUUUGUUCAUUGGUGGAAGCAAAACUUAAUCUGGAAUGAACAAGGUUAUAUGUGUGGACUAUGUCUUCUGUGAAAAAAGAAAGUAUUCCAAGAUGGUCUGGCGAGCAGUCCAUCCAAUGCUGUCCAAAUGAUUUGAUUUU